AUGGUUUACACUGUAGAUAGACGCAUAUUUGCAAUAUACGGUGUUCUGCCACACGUUAACAUCAAGGAUGUCUAUAUCGUGGCAGGCGCAGCAGCGCUGCUGCUCACUCUGAGGUUCAUAGUUGCAGGUGUCAACAAUGGAAGCAAGUCGAAAUGCCCCUCCCUCUUCACUUUCAUCAUAGACAAGCUAAAUAUCGCUAAAGAGGGCAAGUCGUAUAAACUUGCGGAAUCCCUAUGGUACCUUUGUUGGCAUACCACGUCUCUAGCUUGCACGAUCGCAGUGUUUUGCGAUGAAUAUGGAACACCGGACAAUCACAAAUGGCUGUAUCACUUCAUGAAUGAUUUGAAGGGGAUAUGGUUCUUCACGGAGUCAUACGAGGAUGUAGUAAGGAAAACAAUCACGUGGCCUGAUCUAAUCAUGAGCCCAAAAGCAAAGAUACUCACUCUAGUAAGUAUCGGGUUCUGGAUCAGCUGCUGUGUAUACAUCCACUGGGAAACUAGACGUUCGGAUAUGAGGAUUAUGAGAUUCCACCAUUUUACAACAGUGGCACUACUCAUUAUUAAUUAUGUAUACAGCUUCCACAGGAUCGGACUAGUAUGUUCGAAAGUUUUAUAA
Messenger RNA from Babesia sp. Xinjiang, 615 nucleotides. RefSeq lists its product as uncharacterized. Gene Ontology annotation, cellular component: endoplasmic reticulum; membrane. Gene Ontology annotation, biological process: ceramide biosynthetic process. The coding region runs from base 1 to 615 and encodes 204 amino acids. Lineage: Eukaryota; Apicomplexa; Aconoidasida; Piroplasmida; Babesiidae. The record is from RefSeq and is a predicted model, not a curated record. Gene Ontology annotation, molecular function: sphingosine N-acyltransferase activity. The transcript is spliced from 3 exons.